AUGCGCCAGGCGCAGAAACUCGGCGAGAGGCUGCAGGGGGAGGAGAUCAAGUUUCUGUACUGCAGCCCAUUUCUUCGCACUGCCCAGACAGCACACCAGGUGGCCACUGUGCUGGACCUACCAGUGCGUGUGGAGCCUGGCCUUGGCGAGUGCCUUCUUAAGAGGCUGUACGACAAGAUGCCGAAGCUGAGGAGCCCCCAGGAGCUCAAGGAGUGGCAUGACAUGCCAUUGAUUGAUGCCACAUACACUUCCAAGUGGGCUCUUAAGUACCCUGAGUCCUACAAGGAGGUCUUCGAGAGGUGCAAACUGGUGUUUAGGGAGAUGGCCGAGAGGCACAAGCAAGGAGAUGUCCUACUGGUGGCUCAUGGCCUCCCACUUGAGUAUAUGGCAAAGGCUGCUGCUCCCCAUGCCUUCAAGCAGGGCAAUAUGACGUACUGCUGUCUCACAGAGUGCAUCCAGAGCGAGGGCCAAUGGAGCUUCGGGGCUUUCAUGGAGGACGGCUUCCUUGAAGAGAGGCAAGAUAUGACGGACGCCAAAGCUCAGGAGGCCCUGUGGAAAUCCUCCUAG
This is a messenger RNA of Ostreobium quekettii, 567 nucleotides long. NCBI's taxonomy places the organism in Eukaryota, Viridiplantae, Chlorophyta, Ulvophyceae, Bryopsidales, Ostreobiaceae. The record is from the annotation of a GenBank genome assembly.